AUGCGACCGCGGCGCCGAAUUCUUGCGCAUAGGAUCCCCUGUGCCCAAUGCGACAAAACGUUUUCCAAGACGGAGCAUCUGAAUCGGCAUCGUCUUGUCCAACGAGCUCUAAUAGAUGCAACAGACACUGGUGAGCGCCCGUAUAAAUGCUCCAUCUGUUCUAAACAGUUUUCUCGAAGAGAUGUUCUCCUUCGCCAUCGCCGGAAUCAUCCUUCAGAGAAUGGAUCACGUCCUGAUGGAUUAUCGCUUACUCCGACUUACCCGUCUCAAGAGUUGUCUCCUGGUGAAGCACAUGAGACUGGCAUGGAUGGCCGUGAGGAAAUUCUGAUACCACCAGCAAUAGAGGAAAACGCUCUCGGUAUUCCUACGCGCCUACUGAGUGAGAACAAUCAAUUAGCUGCAGUCAAAGAGGCCCAGGGUUAUGGCUCCCUACAUGAUCUGGCUCGAGGUAAUCUGAGCAACGAGUUCUUGACUAUGCUUUUCCACCCUUCCUACGAGUCUCAAUCUCCUUUGAACUCGUUGAUACAUCAACCAAUAAUACAUCCCAACCACCAAGACGGCUUUCAAAGUUCACAACUGCAUUCGGUCGUCAGUAGUGGAUCAUUAUCACGCCCAGAUGUUGCGUACCAAGUUGCAACGAGAAUGCAAAGUCUCUGGCCAGGAGGAUCACAAGGAAUCAAUCGACCUAGUUUCUGGUAUGGAAUUGCAUUUGGCUCAUCGAAAAACAUCUAUGCCACCUACGAUUCCGGUCUAGGCCUAGACCCAAGCAACCAGACGCGUAUCGACGACACUACUCCGGAAAUCACUCUUACCGAUAAUUGCAAGAGACGACUUGGAGGAUUAAAAAGAAACACUUUAGUCUGUGGAUGCAAUCAAAUUUUUGAUGACGGGUUUGCUUGUGAGCUUCGAUAUUGUUGUAUCAACACAACAGAGGUUUUUGAUCAGGGCUUCUAUCUUUACACUCACAAGUUUCAACCCGCCUAUCCUGUUCUUCACCUUGCCACAUUUAGCCCCGAUAACACGCCCACACUCUUAAUUUUUAUCAUGUGUAUGGUUGGGAUUUCGUUUUUGAAAACUGAAGAAGCUGUAGCCUUUGUGCAAAAGGCUUACCCUGUAUGGAAGAUCUCCAAAUUGGCUGAUGUUUAUCUACUGACAGGUAUUGAGCAGGCAAUUAUCAACGAGGUCUAUACUCGGGUAAUAUCUGCAACUGUAGUUUCACAAACUCCCGUCGAUAUUCUAAGCGAUCUGGUGCUGGCCCACCACACGCUUUUUCUGUUCAUCUCGACAGGGGGAAAUCUCUGUCUGGAAAAAUCACAGAUUCUCUACAUACAUACACUCACAACCGCACAAAAAUAUGGCUUCUUCAGCUCAAAGAUUGAGGAGCCCAUUAAUGCACUUUCCCCACCAAACAUGUCAGAAAAUGCUCGGUGUCUGAUCAUAGGUCUCCUUCUGCACGACUCCUGGCUAUCUGAGCUCUUCUCGAUGAAUCCAAUUAUACAGGCUCAUGCUCUGGCGAUCAAUCUUCCGCAAUCGAAUAUUCUCUACGAAGCCCCAAACUGCCAUGCAUGGUCGCAGCUCUCGACCAACACUUCAACCAAGAAUGACGUCCUCGAGCUCUCGUCACACAACUUCAGUCUACCGGAUUUGAAUGGCCCUGUUCAUGCUUUCUCCAUGUAUGGGCUACUCUGUUCCGUUCUUCUUCGUGUUUCUGCAGAUACGUACCGGCUUGUCUCCAGCUCUGAUAUAGUUCCAGCAAGUCAGCACCACCAUGUACCUUGGAGAAUCUGUCAGAUCGAUAAACGAGCAAGCAUUGCUGCCCCUUUACUUACCAGUUUGAUCCAAGUAUAUGAUGAAACUCUCCGCAAGUCGAACCCCAACUGUAUUAUCAUCUGGCACAGCGUUUGCAUUCUCUUGACAGUCGAUGCCAAUGUCCUUGCGCGUGCUGCCGGUCGAGAGGGACCAGAAAUUAUGUCCCAAGCUCGCCUUGACCUUUCUAGCUGGAUAAACACGACUGCUGCACGAAGAGCAUGUCUUCACGCAGCUCAAGCAUUCAGGACUUUGUCGCACCGGAAACCUGCCGAUGGAACAGCCUUUCAGUCGGUCCGAACGUUAUUCAUGUCGGCACUUGUUCUUGGAAUGUACAUUUUGAUGGGCCCCGAUUAUUUAGGAUCAGGCCAGUCCAAUGGCAGUCAAUUCGACCUAGCUAAUACAGAUCUUGACUGGCAAGCGAUUGGCGAUGAAGGUCUGUCCGAUCAUAUUUCAAGUCCAUCAGCCAAGUCAGUGGAGCAAGAGGAUCCCGGCAUCAAUUUCAUUCGUGAUGGUGGGCCAAUAAUCAUCAAUGGGAAGAUAUAUAGACGAGGGUCUCGACAUGCGCAGCGCAUCAUUCUGGAGUUUGCCAGUCUUUUAGAUGAAGUGGGGUCACAUUGGAUGGCGGACUAUGCGCGACUACUGUAUAUGAUUCAUGACACCAUGGCAGAACCAACCGGUGCACCAUAA
Penicillium atrosanguineum is the source of this 2496-nucleotide messenger RNA. Its product is annotated as C2H2-type zinc finger protein. Gene Ontology annotation, biological process: DNA-templated transcription; regulation of transcription by RNA polymerase II. NCBI's taxonomy places the organism in Eukaryota, Fungi, Ascomycota, Eurotiomycetes, Eurotiales, Aspergillaceae. The coding region runs from base 1 to 2496 and encodes 831 amino acids. The transcript is spliced from 7 exons. The record is from RefSeq and is a predicted model, not a curated record. Gene Ontology annotation, molecular function: zinc ion binding; RNA polymerase II cis-regulatory region sequence-specific DNA binding; DNA-binding transcription factor activity, RNA polymerase II-specific. Gene Ontology annotation, cellular component: chromatin.